AUGAAAAGCAAUGGAGCAGCCAAGAAGGAUGAGAAAGCGGCGGCGACGACGGCGAGAAGCAAGAGUGCGGACAGCAAGUGGAAGCAGAUGAACAAGGGCAUCGGAAACGUCAUGUCCAAGAGUUUACCCAGUUUUAACAAGGUAUUAGCAGCAAGGGCGGUUCAUGGAACACUUUGUGUGAAACUCUUUAGCCCCGAAGAUUUCUUGCAAUGUCGCUCUACCGAAAUCCAGCGUGAAACCCGCGGCCGCGACCUUUUCCAAUUUUGCACUGAAUUCACGCGCAGUGCGGUAGAGCGCGAUUGCCAGACUUCGGCGGCUGCAAUACGCCUAGUUGAUCUUACGAACUUCAGUGAGUUACUAUAGAAAUGGGAGAGGUCGUACCAAAAAAUUGUGAAUUUGAGAAAUCAUGUGGUAAAGCUUUGCAUUCUCUUUCUCCAAUGCUCCAAUCUACAAUAUCCCAUUUUCAGAACUCGACCGCCGCCGCAAAUGACAAGACGAGCGACACGAAAGUGGUCAUUGAUGACGACUCGAAGAAGAAGAAGAAAAAGAAAAAGAAGGACAAGAAUCUGGACGCAGAAGAGGUGCCGCAGCAGGAAGAUCCCGAAGUGCUAGCAGCCAAGGAGAAGGAGAAGAAGGCGAAAGUGAUGAUAGCGAAUCAGGACGCGCGAAAGAAGACAAUGUGGCGGCAUAUCGCGUGGCUCGUCAUCCUCUUCGCCUUUUCCUUACUCGGCGGAGUGGUUUUCAGUGCCAUCGAAGGUGAAUUGAUCUUCCAAGAUCCGACUCCGAGUUCCAAACGAAUAAAACGUACUUCUCCCAGACAUGUGGUCUUGCAGGUGGCUUCGAGACGACGCUACUCAUCAAAAAGUUCGAACACGACAAAGAUGUGUUCGAGAGACGGAAGAUUUAUCAAGAGCAACUCUUCCAGAGGUUCGCAUCUGUCUGCUCUUUGCUCUUUCUCUCUCUCUCUCUCUCUCUCUCUCUCUCUCUCCCUCUCUCUUUUAUGAUUGAUGGCUUCAGACUCCGCGAGAUCGAAGAGGACAACACGAAUCCACGUGGCACCGCGUCUCUCGAGUCCUUCAAGUUGGAUCAGGCGCGCCAGGCGCUGGAAUGGUACGAACAAAAGAUGGGCGUGACGAUCGAGGAGCCCCAAAUGCGGGAGACAAAGUGGAACCUGUGGGGUGGAGUCUACUACUCGGCCAGUCUGUACACGACCAUCGGCUACGGUAACUUCCAUCCGGAGACCAAGAGCGGACGGAUCAUUUCGAUGCUGUACGCUUGCAUUGGAAUUCCGCUCGUCUUCACGAUUCUCCUCGAAUGGGGAUUCUUGUAUUUCACGUGGAUUGAGUACGCCUGGAAUCGGUUCAAUGAGAAUUUCUGUCAAAAGUGAGUCGGAGAACUUUCGGAUAUAAUCCACAACUUCAUUUAUACACCAUCUCUUACUUGCGUGUUUUCAGAAGUUUGCAAAGAGACAUGCAACGUCGAAUACGUCGCGAACGAAUCCGUCGCGUCGGCAGUGAGCUCUCACUCUCCUCGACCUCUCCGCUGCUCCACAGGACCACUACACAACUAUCGAACCCUGUACAGCAUGUAAGAAGCAUGUUCUUUUCCAUUUUCCGUUUCAAAUUUCCCGUUCUUCAGAUAGAAUCCAACCAUCCACUGGCGCCACUGGACGUCGACGUUCCGAUGGGAGAACAAGUGCAAACAGUCCCCAUCAAAUCGGCAGCUAUAUUCUUCUUCCUCUGGAUCAUGAUCUCCGCGUUCAUUGUCAGACUCUGGGAGUACGAAUGGACCUACUUCACCGCCUUCUACUUCUUCUUCACCUCCCUGACGACCAUCGGACUUGGAGACGUCGUCACCAAAACUCCCAACUUUAUCAUUUUCAAUCUGGCCAUGACCCUCAUCGGUCUAUCGGUUGUCGGUCUGUGCGUGGCGAUUGUCCAGGCCAAAGUCAAGUUGGUAUUCGAUCGGAUGCUGCGGAGCAUCGACGCGCAGUACCGCAUCCGUCAGGUGGAUCCGCACGUCGCCACGAUGAGUAUUGUGGAGGACGAGGAGGAGGGCGUGAAGCGGUUGAUCCAGUCGCAGUCGCUCGAGGACCGCAUCAUCUUUUUGUUCGUCGACGAGCACAAAAAGUCCAUGUUGAAGGAGCGGUGGAAGCAGAAGAGUUCUAUGGUUAACAGGUGAGCUUAGUGGGCAUGAACUAUCCUAGCCGAUCCCUUCAGAAUAACCCAAACGUAUCCUUCAAAAGCCGACAAGUACGUACAAACCGGUCAACGCGUCUACGAUCAGCGUCAAGGCGGAUCGGAGAGCGAGUACGACGAGGACGAAGAGGACGAGGUGGAGUACGACGAGCUGGGCAACAAAAUCGUGUUGCCGCCCGUCCGACGCUACAUUUAUACCGUUUUUGAUUAG
Messenger RNA from Caenorhabditis sp. 36 PRJEB53466, 2409 nucleotides. The record is from the annotation of a GenBank genome assembly. Lineage: Eukaryota; Metazoa; Nematoda; Chromadorea; Rhabditida; Rhabditidae.